Molecule: messenger RNA, 1284 nt
Organism: Malania oleifera
Lineage: Eukaryota; Viridiplantae; Streptophyta; Magnoliopsida; Santalales; Ximeniaceae
Exons: 9
Coding region: 123-965 (280 amino acids)
Source: RefSeq, a predicted model, not a curated record
UUUAAAAUCCAAAGUAAAGAGGCACGUAGAUGGGGAUUUUACUGGUGUAGUCGAACGCCGCCUCAAAGUGCCUGCAUCGAUAUUCCCAAAUUCAGGAAUGAUUCGGCUGAUUGGGAAACAAAAUGGGCGCAUCCAUAUCCAAAUGGGUCGCUUUUCUUUUCUUCUUCCUCUCUUUUUCUCUGCAACUCGGAGGAGGCGCAGCUUCCUUAGCAGCUCCACAGAUCAAUCAGGAUUUCGAAGAAUCCUUGGCUGCUAGAACUCUUAAACAAGAGCAGGAGGUUGGUCAUGAAAUACAUUGUUCCAGGGAAAGGAGUAGAGCAGCAAGGAAAAUCAUUGAGGAGUAUCUGUUGCCGGUAGUGGAGAAAGAGCGCUAUAAUAUUCCAAGUAGAUGUAGACUCCGUCAUGACAAUGAUUUGUACAGAGAUCAGGAACAACAUAAGAUCCAUGUAGAUAUAAAUGAAUGGCAAUGCGGAUACUGUAAAAAGAUCUUCUAUGCUGAAAAUUAUCUCGAUCAGCAUUUUGACAACAGGCAUUAUGAUUUACUAGAUGUGAGUCAUGACAAGUGCUUGGCAGAGGUAUGUGGGGCAUUGCAUUGUGACCUCAUGAUGGGUUCCAAGUCGCAAAAGACCAAGUGCAAUCCUGCAGCUGCUGCUAGGAAUCGCCACUUCUGUGAGAGCCUUGCUGAUAAUUGUUUUCCAGUCAAUGAGGGUCCUUCAGCAAGUCGUCUCCAUGAAUUCUUCUUGCAUCAAUUUUGCAAUGCCCAUACCUGCACUGGAGAUCAAAAACCCUUCUCCAGGGGACAAAGGAAACGCACAAGCAUAAUCUACCUUUCAAUUACCAUUUUGACACUGAUGCUGGUGCCCAUGUUCUAUGUCUUCAUUUAUUUGUACCAGAGGGGACUGAGGAGGAGCACUCAAGAUCUGAAGCGCAUCUCUCAAGCUGGACGGAAGAAAAAAUCUUAUUAGUUGGUAUUGAUUUUCAUGUUUUGAGUGAUUGAGUCUUGAAUAGAGCAACAUUCAGGGGAAAGAACAAGAAUUGCAACAGGGCAGUUGGCAGAAACUCAAUUUUAACUUAACCGAAAAUAAAUAAUUAAAUCUCCAUAUCUCAGAUCUGUUCCACAGUUCCACUAUAAUGUAGCAGGCAUUAUUUUAACAUUCUCAGUUUUGAGGACUGGAAACUGCUUUUAUCUGCAUUUCCAUGUUCAAAUAGAACUGCAGGCAGAAAAUGAAAGGGGGGUGUGUUAUUUUACGAUAAAUUAUAAAUGCUCUGAUAAGAAUUUUUCUA